GACACACGUUUGGCUUGAUAGACAGAGAAAGAGAGGCACUUUAAGUGCACGGAAAUGUGCAAUUGUAAGACUCUCAACCGUCCACGUUUUGCGCUGGCAAUAGUUUGUGGCACGUUGGCGAAAUGAGGAGGCAGCGCGGCGUUUCGAGAUAGAAUCGUGUGCACUGUUGUGUCAAAUGGGAUGUGCGACGACAAUGGAGGAGGAUUUCGCGAAGAUGGACGUGAUGAAAGUGUCUGAGGAGGAUUUGAGGCGACGGAAGAGGGACAGAGAGAGGAUGAGUGAGGAGUUUCGACAUUUUCUCCAGGAGAAUCUCAAAAAAUCAUCAUCUCAUGAUGACAAUAAAUCACAAAUAGAAUGUGAACAGUCGCAGCAGAAAGUGGUGAAUUCAUUAAAUGUAGCAGAAGUUGUAAGAAACUUGAAUGAAUCACCAAGGUCUCCACUUCGUCUUUCACCUCACGAUGGCGACGGGAUGAAGGCACAGCAUGGGAUUUCAUCAUCGGUGAUGAGCAUUAGAGAAUCACCGACGAAGAUGGUGAAGCAGACACCGCCGCAUGGCGGGAGGACAGCUGAUGAGGAGCCGACGACAUCGGCGUGCAAGAAGGUGAGGAGUUAUGAUCCAAUCGAGACGCGGAGGUAUAUGCGUUGUCAGCAGAAGAAGCGCCAAGUGGAGCUGAGGAAGAUGCUGACGGUGGAUCAGGAGCGCAAGCAGGAGAUCCAGAAGCGUCUCGCGGAGCUGCAGGAGAGCACACGGCGCAUCCUGGGCAAGAGUGUGAGGCAGAAAUGUGUGGUGGGAAAGGUGGACAAGAGCUCGACGGGAAGUCAGAAAGUUGCUGUCCAAGAUGCAAUAAAAGGCAGCAUCAAGAAGCCUCCGCGCACAAGUGGCACUGAAAGUAUGGAUGGAGGGAACUUUCAUCGUGUGAGCAUUGCUGGAGCGCCUAAAGUGCCUCGAGGUGUGAACACAAAUGCUGUGGAUAAGAAUCUGGUCAGUGACAGAAAUAAAUCCAACAAAUUUGAGGAUAAAUCAAGUCGGAUGAAAAGUCCACAACAGAGAAUUAAUGUGAGUGCCAAGAGGCCUCCGGAGGAGAAGCUUGAGGUGCCGUCACACCUCAGCCUGUCACCGUCACGCGGGGACAAGAGCAGCUCCCGAGGAGUCGUCCCGCAUUGGCUGCGACCCACAUCUGUUAACGCACAUCCCUACAACUUCAUCACGGCUGUGCGGGAGAAGCUGGACGCCAUCUCGCACGUCCAGCCUCUGGAGAAAGCGCCAAAUGUCCAGGGAAAGAGCAGCAUUGCUCAGAAGGACUUCAUGAUGACGACUGUGUCGAAGGGUGACAAGUGGACGGACCUCAAUCGCUGGUCUGUGCAGCAGGAGCACAAUGCAAAGAGAGGAAGGAGUGUCUCGCAAUCCCUGGACACGCCGCUCAAGCCGUCAGGAGUGAAGAAGAAGUCAGAGACACAGAAGAGUGUCUCCGAGGGUUUGCUCACGCAUCUCUCUUCGGUGUCCCUCCACGUGCCGGAGUCCAACACAAUCUCAGACAUCAGCAGCAUUCAAUCUGAGAUUUUCCCCUCGAGCAUCCGCCUCAGUGGCAGAAAGAACGCCGUGAGUUGUGGUGAAAGAGCUUCCGUGUCGGAUGGCGGAAAAUCUCCGGAGGCCCGCAUGAGUGUGGCGACGGUGGCGAGUGGAUCAGUGAAGGGAGUGGUGGUGACUGGUGAGUGUAUUGCUCCCGUCGCUGCACGAGACAAUAAUCAAUUGAGUCCACUGUCCACGGAGUUGGUUAAUACAAUGAGGAUUAUGUCACCGCGAGGGAAAAGAGAGGAAAAGGUGGCGAUUGCGAAAGAGAUCAGUGACGAUGAUGGGAACAAUGAUGGGGGUGGUGGG
Messenger RNA from Phlebotomus argentipes, 1879 nucleotides. RefSeq lists its product as uncharacterized. The record is from RefSeq and is a predicted model, not a curated record. NCBI's taxonomy places the organism in Eukaryota, Metazoa, Arthropoda, Insecta, Diptera, Psychodidae. The annotation marks the transcript as partial. The transcript is spliced from 2 exons.